AUGGCUUCCAUGUGCAACUACUCCUCGACAUUCAAGCUCAUACUUGGGUCGUCGUCGCUGGCGCGCCGCCAAAUCCUGUCGGAUAUGGGAUACGAGUUCACCGUCAUGUGUGCUGACAUUGACGAGGAGGCCAUUAGGAGGGAGAAGCCGGAGGAGCUGGUCCAGGCCUUGGCCGAAGCAAAGGCUGAUGCCAUUAAACUGAACCUCCGUGAUGGCUGCGCUGACCGGGACAGCAGCAGUGAUCGGCCAACCUUUCUGAUCACUUCUGACCAGGUUAAGGUGAGCAAAGGGAUGAUAAGGGAGAGGCCGAGAAGCGCGGAUGAAGCCAGAGAAUUCAUCAAGGCAUACUCGGGUGAUCGAGCGUUUGCAGUGAACUACGUUCUAGUGACCAACCUGAGCACCGGGGUUAGAAAAGGGGGCUGGGACAAAGCUGAGAUCGAUUUUCACCACAUACCAGACUGGUUCAUCGAAGAAGUCGUGAAGGAAGGAGGCAUGACUUGCGUGGCUGGUGGCCUCAGGCUGACGCAUCCAUCGGUGCUUCCAUUCAUCAAGCAACUCGUCGGUACCGCAGAUAGCGUCCGAGGCCUUCCGAGGGAGCUCACGGAGAAGCUUAUUCGAGAAUCGAUCGAAGCAAUGUCCUAG
Molecule: messenger RNA, 642 nt
Organism: Lolium rigidum
Lineage: Eukaryota; Viridiplantae; Streptophyta; Magnoliopsida; Poales; Poaceae
Product: 7-methyl-GTP pyrophosphatase-like
Exons: 9
Coding region: 1-642 (213 amino acids)
Molecular function (GO): nucleoside triphosphate diphosphatase activity
Source: RefSeq, a predicted model, not a curated record